Molecule: messenger RNA, 696 nt
Organism: Plasmodium vivax (malaria parasite P. vivax)
Lineage: Eukaryota; Apicomplexa; Aconoidasida; Haemosporida; Plasmodiidae
Exons: 2
Coding region: 1-306 (101 amino acids)
Source: RefSeq, a predicted model, not a curated record
AUGGCACCACCGGGGAGAGAACAGCAAUACAAGGAGCUACGCAGCGAGAUCCUCAAUGACCUAAUUCGGGAGCGCGAAAAAUAUAUGUAUUCGCAGAUCGACCCAUUUUACUCUGCAGACAAUGGAGGAGAUGACGAGUUCAGGGCGAUCCAAAUGAGUAACAACAAAUGCAUUCGGGAUGAACAGAAAAUAUAUAAAUGCCUAAAAGACAUGAAUGCGUCCACGUCGGGCUUCGUUAACUCCUACUCCAGGUGCUGCAGAUAUUUGCAAAGAUACGAAAAUUGCGUACAUAAAAUACGCGUAUGAUGGGAGGCGUUCGUCAAAGGAAAGAGUCUGUCAAAGGGAACCGUCUAGCCAUUUCGUCGUACCAAAUGCGUCGUAGCUUUUUUUUUUUUCCCAAUGUAGACGUGCACGCUAGGGUGAACCCCUUCUGUUUCGUUUUCCGUGAGGGGCCAUCCCCUCCACGUGGAUACAAACCACCUUGUGCUUCCCCCCAGUGGGUUACCCCUUCGAGUAACCGCUAAAGUAGUUCAUGCGUUUUUUUUUUUUUUUUUUUUUCAUUCACCACAUUGAAUCGUAACCCCGGUGGUCUCUCUCCACUCGUGUGUUUUCCUUCCCCAAUGACAAGUGCAUGGCUCCCCGGCACAGAUUCAUGAGAAUAUCCUCAGCGCAUUUUAACAUAUAUGCCGCAUUCAA